Molecule: messenger RNA, 2167 nt
Organism: Danio rerio (zebrafish)
Lineage: Eukaryota; Metazoa; Chordata; Actinopteri; Cypriniformes; Danionidae
Source: RefSeq, a predicted model, not a curated record
UGUAGAGAGAGCCGACUGCCAUUCACUGCGAGUUUAGCAUGACAUCAUAUACAAAGAGCGAGAUGGACAAUUAUCAAGCAUACGAGAAUCUACAACACAAUCAGCGAAGGAGGAUGCAGCUCCAGAACAAUCUUCAGUCACAACAAAGAAGUCAUCGCCUUAGCAGGGCUGCCUGGCUGCAGGGCCGCUGGUUGGAGAUCAGUGAGCAGGAACGCAGAGCUCAUAUUCAUAACCAAAAACUCCUGCAGGACUUUCAGAGAGCAGAAGACACACUCAGCGACAUGGUGGCCCGUACCGAAGCCAUGAACAUCAUACGGGUUCAGUACGAACAGUACCUGGAAGAGAACUUCCCACGAUGGCAGCAAAGACUGAAAGACAUAAGAGUUUCUGAAAAGUCAAAGCGGGUACAACAGCAUUUAAAGAACCAUAUUCAACACAUGGAGCAGGAUAGAGGCCAAGCAAUGUCCUUCAACUCUCCAGAUCCAUCACAAACUUCCCACACUGUGGCAAACAGUCAUCAGGCACCCAAAGAUAUCAAGCCAAAAGCUGAAAGAUGCAACCAAAAUGCCCACCAUCCAUACCUUCCACCUACAUGGUUAACUGGCUCUCAGCCUUUUAUAUCCGGACUCUCUCAUAACAAUUUCCCAAAGGAUUACAAAAACCUCCAGAACAUUCAAGCCUUGAAUCAUCCCUACUAUCCUGUACCUGGUGAUUCUCUCCAUCAGUCAGAUCCUCCAGUCCAGCAGAAGAAACCAUUAAUGGAGCAUCUGUGGCAAAGACUGCAGCCUACAGCUCACUUCACUCCUGCUGCUGCCGCCUGGCCACCACUACCAGUGGUCAACCCCAUGAUGGAAGUACCAGGCUCCAGUCAGAAAAGAGUCCAGCGCAGUGAGAACAACCAGGAAAAUGUGGCAGAAGAAACAAUACAUCCAAAUGAGGAGAACCAUUUGAGAGUAAAACACAGAAGAAAUGCAAAAGAGAGUGAUCGAACUUCUGAGCUGGAUUGUAGACCAGUGCGUCUAUCAGUCGACUGUGGAGGAAGUAGUGAAGGCAGCGCUGGAUCCUCUGAAAACCCUUCUUCUGAGAUGCAAAAACAGAGAAAGACCAAAAGAAAUGGGACCAAAUCACAAGCGUCAGCAAAUGGCAACAAAUCUGAAGGCUCUUCCACUAUGUCUGAAGAUGCUCCAGAGAGCCACUCAGACACAAAGACACAAAAAGCACAUAAGAAGCACAGCAGUGAAGAAUCUAUAAUCAGAAAGAAGAGUAUCAGUGCAGCGAGUCAAGAUGAAGAUGACCAGGAUGAAAACAUAAGCCAAGAAGCACCUCAGUGUCACAUCAGGCCAGAAAAGAAAGAAGAACCCCAAGGACAGAACAUUAGAGAGGAAGAUGAAUCCGAUGAAGGAGAAGAUGACAGUUGUGAUAUCAUUGUUGCAAUGGAGAAAGUAAGAUUUAGAAACAUUGAUGAAGAGGACGAGGGAAGCACAGAUGAAGAAGUGAUGGGAAAGAGACAUGAGAUUGAAGCCAAUGGUAAGGAAAAGCCAGAAAUGGAAGAUGAAGAAGAUGGAAGUGAAGGAGAGGAAUCAAGAGUAGAUGAUGAAGAAGAAAUGGGAAACAGAGGUGGGAUUGAAGCCAGUGAUAACAAAGAGCCUGAAGGAGGUGAAGGUGAAGGACAGACAACAGAGGAAGAGGAGAGAGAUAAUAGCUUUCAGGGUAAAAGCAAAGAAGGAAACAUUGAAGGAAGUGGAGAGGAUGACAAUCAAGUUUAUACUUCUGAGAGAGACAUUCACAACAGUCUUGAGGAGCUCUAUUCUGACGAGACUGAAGAAGGUGGGGUGAACAAUCAAGAUGUAGAUGAUGAAGAUGAUGAUGAGGUUGUGGUUGAGAAAGCUCAUCUGUGGUCAAGAGAUCCUUUAGUCGAUCGCAUUAAAAGCUCAGAUGAUGAUGAUGACAUUAAAGGUCUUCUCAACCCUGUCAACUCUCAAACACAGAAGAAGGAGGAUGUGACGGAACAAUCAAAUGAUGAACCCUCUGGUUCAGAGGAGGAAUCUCUCCCACAGAAGAAUCCUCAUCCCGCAGCCACAAAAGAUCCAGUGCAGUCUGAUGAUGAUGAUGAGUUUGACCACUUUUAUGAUUAAACAACAAACCAGAACAUAAAGGUGGGCAAUAA